GCAGCGGGCGGCUGGUCGCACGAAGCCUGGCGCGGUCUCGCUCCUGCCGACAGACACCGAGGUGGGUCCCUGGACGCGCGCGAUGCCUCCCGCGGCGAGGGCCGGCUGCCCCGACCGCCCGCCCUCUGAGACGGAACACUCCCGUGAGGACCUGCCAGCGACUCCGGGCUCGUGUUGAAGGGCGCCUGCCACCGACCCCUGGGCGUGCUGCAACCCUGCGCGCUCCGCCCUGUCGAGAGGACAGCAUACACUUCAGGCGGGCGCCACACAGACAAGGAUGCGGGCGCCAGGUCGAGCGGCCGGAGCAAGCGUCGUGGCGGCGCUGGUGCUGGCGGCGUGCGCCGCGGCGGCGGGCCAAGAUCCUGGCCCCAAGGCGCGCCGGCCACCCUACAGGUUCGACCUGCCCAAGAACGACAUCUUCCGCGUCACGGCCGCCAUCCCGGACAACCACCAGGUGUCCGCCUUCCUCUUCAAGGGCGAGACCAAACUGUUCUUCUACGAGCAGCGCAAGAAGGACAGCGGGCUGUUCAUCGCCGUGACGCCCUGCACUUCCAGCGUCGCCUGGUCCGUACUCUACAGGAACCACAGCGACGCCGGCGACAGACUGGCGGACGUGACGGUGGCCAGCCUGGGGGCGCCGCUGGAGAGCAACCGCGGCGCAGACACCGAGGUGUUCGCGCGGGAACACGCGCCCCCGGGCCUCUACGUGCUGGAGGUGACGCCCCUGGAGCGGGAGAGCUACGUGCAGUUCUACGCCACGGAGGACCCAGGCGGGCCGGCGGCGCUGAGCGUGCCUCACCGCGCGCGCCUCAGGCUGCGGCGGCGCGGGCGGCGGCGCCAGCUGGCGGUCUCCUGGGAGCAGAGCAAGGUGGACCCGCACGUGACGCAGUACUGCCUGGCGGUGAACGCGCGCCGCCACUACCGCUCGCUGUGCGAGGCUCGCGGCGAGGCGCAGGGGGUCGCGCCGCCCCCGCCGGCUCCCCGCGCCCCCGGCUUCGACCCGCGCCUGGAGCGGGCGCAGGCGCGCAAGAGCGAGCUGGCCAGCAAGGCGGCGCGCGCCGGCCGCGGGCUCAAGGCCGACCUGCUGGUGGAGUGCGUGGGCCGCCGCACGCAGUACACGCUGACGCAGCUGGAGCACGGCAAGGUGUACCACUUCGACGUGUUCGGCGUGAACCGCAAGACCAACCUGAGCUUCCCGUACGGCCGCGCGGCGCUCAAGUACGACCAGCGCAGCCGGCCGGCGGCCCUGCGCGACGCCAAGGCGGCGCGCGUGAACCUGCGCAAGCUGGACGGCCGCGCCACCUUCAAGUUCAAGGUGGGGCGCCAGGCGCCGGGCCCGCUGCAGAUGUACGUGAUGCCGUGCGGCGGCGCCGUGGACGCCGAGGUGACGUCACAGGGCAAAGUGGUGGUGGCGCGCCGGCGCGUCGAGGGGUACGACGUGCUGCGGGUCGCCGACGCGGCCAGGGGCCAACGCUUCCUGCUCAAGGUGGUGGCCCGCGACCCCGACGAGCUCAGCCGGAUAUCUGCGCUCGAGGUGCUGGCGACGGCGCGCGGAGACGCCGGCUUCCCGCUGCCGGCCAUGCCGCAGGAGCGGCGGCUGCACGAGUUCCCCGGGCUGUCGGACUGCCGCUCCGUGACGCUGGGCUGGCUGCCCUCGCCCGACCCGGCGGCGCGCUACUGCGUCAGCGCCGCGGAGCUGCGUCGCGGCUGGGACGAGGCGCCCGGAGCCACGCCCGACCAGUGCGCGGCGGAGCGGCGCCGGCCCCAGCACUGCCUGGCGCGCGACCCGGCCGCCAACAGCACGGUGAUGACUCACCGGGUGAGAGACCUGAAGCCAGGUCGCGGCUACGUCGUCCAGGUGACGGCCAAGAAGCUGCGCGGCAAGGCGCUCGCCUACGACCUGCUGCAGGUCGUCACCAAGGACUCGUGCUCGUAA
Messenger RNA from Bacillus rossius redtenbacheri, 1936 nucleotides. It is a transcript of the gene nord, whose product is annotated as protein NDNF. The transcript is spliced from 9 exons. NCBI's taxonomy places the organism in Eukaryota, Metazoa, Arthropoda, Insecta, Phasmatodea, Bacillidae. The record is from RefSeq and is a predicted model, not a curated record. Gene Ontology annotation, molecular function: protein binding. The coding region runs from base 278 to 1936 and encodes 552 amino acids.